Rhodamnia argentea is the source of this 1403-nucleotide messenger RNA. Its product is annotated as pentatricopeptide repeat-containing protein At3g56030, mitochondrial. Gene Ontology annotation, molecular function: protein binding. The record is from RefSeq and is a predicted model, not a curated record. The transcript has a single exon. The coding region runs from base 310 to 1311 and encodes 333 amino acids. Lineage: Eukaryota; Viridiplantae; Streptophyta; Magnoliopsida; Myrtales; Myrtaceae.
CCUAAUGUUCCUACAUGGACCCGGCUCGCACUUGCCCGAUCCCAUUGACUCAUCAUGUAUUUAUACACAUUUCUCUAAUUUGUGUGACACGAGCUAAGUAGUAUUUUUUUCUUUUCGAAAAAUAGGAAAAUCAAUCUCGUAUACCUAACAUGAAUAUACAAAAACAUUGAAGAAAAUGGGCUUCAUGAAGUGAAAAGCUGAAAAGCCCAUUGAAGCCCAGGUUCGGCCCAGACAAGAUCAGUCCUUGAGUUUUCUCUGCUUUGUUUCUUCUCUCACCCGCUAAACCCUGGCCUCAACCACCGCACCACAAUGGCCUUCCUUCGCAAAGUCGCGCGUAAUCCCCGGUCUGCCCCUGCCGUCGCCGCUGCUCGCCCACGCGCCUCCACGAACCCCAACCCCACGCCCAUCGUCAUCUGCGACGAGCCUACCAGCGCUUACUACGACGACCUCGUCAACGCCGCUGGCCGCCACGGCGACUUCGCCACGGUCCGCAACCUCCUCAACAAGCGCGUCCGCGACGGCUGCUUCAACACCGGCGACACCUUCAAGUUCCUGACCCACACAGAGACCUCCCUGUCCGCCCUCCACGACCUCCUCCGCGCCCUCUCCCGCCUCGACCGCGGCUUCCCCGGCAAGAGCGCCUUCGACGCGCUCAUCGCCCGCCUUUGCCGUCUCGGCCGCCUCGAGGAUGCCCUGCGCGCUGUCGAGACGAUGGCGAGCGCCGGCUUCGGCCUCAACGCCGUCACCUUCCACCCGAUCCUCAACCUCCUGACCCGUCGGGGCGACUUCGAGGAGGCGCGGCGCGUGGUGGGUCUGAUGAGGGACCACGGGGUCCCCCUGGACCUGACGGCGCACAACCACUUCCUGACGGCGCACUGCUUCCGAGGCGACCUGGCCUCCGCCGCGCGCGCGAUGGAGGAGAUCGAGAGGGAGGGGCUAGGGGCGGACACGAGGACGUACGACGCGCUGGUGCUGGGGGCGUGCAGGGCGGGGAAGGUAGGGGCGGCGGUGGGGCUGCUGGGGCGGAUGGAGGAGGAGGGGGUGUCGCCGCUGUACAGCACGCACGUGCACGCGAUAAAGGCGAUGGUGAAGAGGGGGUGGGGGGAGCAGGCGGCGGAGCUGGUGAGGGUGUACGGAGGGAGGGACAGGGCUCUGGAUAGAGAGAACUACGGAGUAGUGGCGAGCGAGCUGAUAAGGAUGAAGAAGGUGGGAGAAGCGAAGAGGGUGGUGGAGGAGAUGGCGGAGAAGGGGCUGAUCAUGGGGGAGAAGCUCCGGGAGUUUUACAGGUCCAAUUCGAGUGCUACUAAUUAAAAUCUCGGAAUGUCUUUUUGAUCCGAUGAGCAAUUCGUGUUGUGGCGAGCCAAUCGUCAGUGUGUAAAUUUACCCUUUUUAUGAUCAUGUUU